AAAGUACCUUCACGUUCUUACCUCGACGACAACCCAAAAUGGCCCAAGAUGAGCAUAAACCCAAGCGACGGAAAACUAAAUCGACAAAUGAUGCAUCAGUUGUAAAAAUUGGCGACAAAACAAUAUCUCUAAGUGCAUAUCUAAAUCCUCAAAAGAAAGCACCAGAGCAGCCAUCAGUGGAUGAGCAGCCCAUCACAACAGCUAGACCCCAGCUGAAAUCUGUAGAGGAAGUUAAGCCAGAGCCUAAGCAGGAAUCCCACCAGAAAAAUGCGACGAAGAGGCUUGCAACAAAUGGUGACCCAUCAUUAUUGAAAUCUCGAAAAGCAUUGCCUAUAUGGGCUCACCAAAAUGAGAUCAAAGCCAGUUUACGGGACAAUGAUGUGCUGCUUAUCGUUGGUGAGACUGGUUCGGGUAAAAGUACCCAAGUCCCUCAGUUCUUAUGCGAUGAACCAUGGUGUCGAAAGAAGAAGGUUCGGGUCGAGUCUGAUACAGUGAACGUAGGCGGUAUGAUUGCCAUCACUCAACCACGACGAGUUGCUGCGACUACUCUAGCUAGCAGGGUCUCUCGGGAAAUGGGAACUCCUCUUGGAUCAUCACGCGAGGGAUCUGUCGGGUAUUCAGUUCGAUUCGACCACAAUGUACCAAAGGGCACUAAGAUCAAGUUCCUCACGGAGGGUAUGCUUCUUCAGGAAUUGUUGCGAGAUCCCAAUCUACGACAGUAUAGUGCCAUCAUCGUCGAUGAGAUUCACGAGAGGAGUGUCGACGUCGAUUUGAUCGCUGGAUUUCUAAAGCAGAUCAUGUCGAGUGACAAGGCCGGCCGAGGAGGUAUCCCCUUAAAAGUCAUCAUCAUGAGUGCGACGGCGGAUGUGGAGAAGAUCCAAGAUUUCUUCAAGCCCCGAGACCAAAAUUCUUCCGUUCAACUUCUCCGAAUAGAAGGAAGGCAAUAUCCCGUGGAUAUCAAGUUUACGGUCAGGCCCGUCCCAGAUGUCGAAGAAGCCCUUCUCAAGCGAAUCUUCGACAUCCAUUUACAUGAGCCGUUACCCGGUGACAUAUUAGCUUUUCUCGUUGGUCAAGAACAAAUCGAGGCUGCUCAACGUCUGAUUGAACAACACAAUGCUACGUUGGCUUCGGAUGUGCCGAAACUAUUAGCUUGCCCUUUAUAUGGUCAACUCUCAAUUCAAGCGCAGCAAGAUGCAUUUCAACCUGCUAAGGACCGCUUUACACGAAAGGUAGUUCUGGCAACAAAUAUCGCUGAAACCUCCGUCACUGUCCCUGGCGUCCGCUACGUGAUCGACUGUGGAAAGGCUAAAGUGAAGCAAUUUCGAUCACAAUUAGCGAUGGAAUCAUUAUUAGCGAAGGCGAUUUCAAAAUCAUCAGCAAUACAGCGGACUGGUCGAGCCGGACGUGAAGGGCCAGGCAAAUGCUUCAGGCUUUAUACUUCGGAUACCUACGACACCCUCAAGGACGCGGACCUCCCCGAAAUUUUACGCAACGACGUCUUAGGUGCAGUUUUGACAAUGAAGGCACGCGGCAUUAAUGAUAUCCUCUCAUUCCCACUAAUGGACUUCCCUGAUAUCGAGUCGGUGGAAAAGGCUCUAAUACACCUCCACUUCUUAGGUGCGCUAGCAGAUGAUGGCAGUAUUACGAAGAUUGGGAGAAAGCUAGCCCUUUUUCCAGUUUCUGCUCCAUACGGGAGAGUACUUCUUGCAGCAAGCGAACCUCAAUAUGAUUGCCUUCUCGAAGUCAUCGAUAUUAUUGCUUGCAUCACGUCAGGGGAGAAUAUAUUUCACCAGCUACAAUCAGAGGAAGUAAGAGAAGAGGUCGAAGAGUACCGCAAGGAAUUAUAUCGCAGGGAAGGGGAUAUUCUCACUUAUCUAACUACCAUGCAACGGUACGCGGCGGAAAACACUAACCGGGUCGAGUGGUGUAAGAAGAGGAAGAUUAAUACACGGAACAUGAAACAGGCUCUCAAUAUCCGAAAACAGCUUCGAGGCAUAUGCUUGAAGGAAAAGAUGCUUACGGAACCACCACCGCCGGAUCCUCAACCGUUCGUGCCUAUGUCUCCCGAGAGGGCAAAUAUGCUCCUGAAAUGCUUUAUGAAGGGCUUCGGAAUGAAAUGUGCUCUGCUGGCACCGGAUUCCAGUUAUGUCACCAUACAAGGGAAGCACGUCGUGGCUAUUCAUCCGUCAAGCGCAAUGCAUGGGCAGAAAAGGGAGGCAAUCAUGUUUUUGGAGCACGUGUUCACGCAGAGGAGUUACGCUAAGAGAGUCAGCGCUAUACAGGCAGAUUGGAUUGUUGAAGUGUUAGAAGGCAGAUGAACGUCUUAAAAACGAAGGACAACCUCCACGUUGAUACCCACUGUUUGCCUAAUAUCUGAAGCUCAUGCUGUGAAACAACCAUUCUAAGAUACCUGAGGGCUGUGCCAAGGUGAAAACACAUUGUACCAAUGCGGUGCGGGCUGACAUUCUGCAUAGCCCGACGGCAUAAUGAGUGACCUGGCGAGUCGGAGCCAAGCUGGUAUUAGUAGGCAAGUUUAGGAGCUCGAAGAUACCCACGGAGAAUGCCUUGUGCAAAUGAAUUCAUGGCCGCAGCCUACAUCGUAUGUACCUAGUAAAUAUUUGGAUGUCAGAGAAGAGUGGUUGGCUUUCGAAUAGUCUCUGCUUCAUGGGUAGGUAAUUAAAACGAUUGGCAUCAGAGUGUUGAUUGUAAGAGUUCAGUUCAACAGAA
This is a messenger RNA of Annulohypoxylon truncatum, 2727 nucleotides long. Its product is annotated as P-loop containing nucleoside triphosphate hydrolase protein. The transcript has a single exon. Bases 39 to 2318 code for a protein of 759 amino acids. Gene Ontology annotation, molecular function: RNA binding; ATP binding. Gene Ontology annotation, cellular component: intracellular anatomical structure; catalytic step 2 spliceosome. The record is from RefSeq and is a predicted model, not a curated record. Lineage: Eukaryota; Fungi; Ascomycota; Sordariomycetes; Xylariales; Hypoxylaceae.